AUGUCUCGCGGCGCAUUUCGAUAUCGACCACAUUACGGUGAUCCAAAUCAGCCUCCCCAUACGGAUUUCCGUCAGUACAACCCACCUGGACAUGAGCAAGCUCGGCAAGGUGAAUACAGUGAUACUUUAGUUAGGGAUGGGCUUAACAUUUAUGAAAUAGUGGACUCGUGGAGAUCUUACAGGAACGAUACGGCAAAUCUUCAGACCUCUAGCAACCAUCGAUGGAUGCCACCACGCGUACCAAGUGACUACAUGCAAGGGAGUUACUCUCCAAACAUGAGCGCGAACUCUUCUGCAAACUUUCCGUUGCGGCAUAGCAACACUGGUACAGCCGAUCCAAGCGCACCGUUAAGGUCAGUUCACAGUUACGCUCGAUAUCCUACAUAUCGAGUUGACAAAUCAUAUAGGACGCGGACCAGCACCCAGGGCGGGGGGAUAGUCCAGCAACGUCAGGACAACGUGCCACUGGCGGCGUCCCACCGCUACACAUUACGAUCAACACAACCUCAACAAGUCGCUGCUUACAGUACUUCCAGUCAAGAUGUCCCUCUACCAUCAAUCGAGAUUCCAGACGCCCCCGUUCCUCACGGCAGAUUUACAGACUUACCACUCCGUCAGGUCCGGAGUGGACGCAGCCGCAGCACAAUCCCUCGUGGAGUUGAGCCAGUGCCUGUUCCGAAGCCUACGUCAGACUAUAAGAAAACGGCCGCACUUCCGCCGGCACUCAGACAAAACGCACAAAAACUACUCGUGAUCCUAGAUCUGAACGGUACUUUACUCGUGCGACCGAACCGCAGAGCAGACCCGACAAAGUUCAAAAUCCGACCAGGCGUUACCCGAUUGCUUGACUACUUAUUCGCCAACCACGUUGUCAUGGUGUAUUCCUCCGCCAGACCAGAGAACACUACAGCCAUGGUCAAAAACUUCAUGCAUCCCGUGCAGCGCCAACAGAUGGCCGCCGUCUGGGCCAGAGACAAACUAGGCCUGACCGAACAUCAAUACUACAACAAAGUUCAAGUGUACAAGAAACUCGACAAGAUCUGGUCAGAUAGCGCGAUUCAAAGCAAGGCCGAGAAGGGAUGUAAAUGGAACCAGGGCAACACCGUCCUCGUCGACGACAGCCAUUUGAAAGGGCUGGCCCAACCCAACAAUCUUCUACAAGUACCUGAGUUUGAGAACAACGCGCCAAGGGAGGGCGGCGCCGCCUUGCGCGACUGGCAGCUGAAUGAGCAAGCGAUUCUCGAAUCUCUCGAACUGAAACUCGAAGAACUCAAAUACCAAGUCGACGUCUCCCGUCUCAUCCGGCAAUGGCAGACGGGCCAACGACAAGCUCCCGGCGUUGUCGACGAGACCAUCGACCAGAAGACGCAGCAGAGAAUCGAGCAGCCUGAGGCGACGCCAGCCCCACCCAGUGUAGGAGGCACAUCUCCUGCCCCAAGUGUCGGUUAUGGCGCUGGCCCGGGAGGAAGCACGCCUACGCCGAGCAGUCUGUCUCGCACCGUCACACUCGCAAGCGAAGAUGAGCUGGCUGAUGGUGGUGGUGCCGGCGGGGGCGUUGGCCUGGGCGAAAAUCUUCUCGAUGUGCUAGAGAAGGAAAUUGACCGCCAACUCGAGUCUUCUCCACAGACUCAAACGAUACCUUCGAUCGACAAUGGUGCCUCGAAUGCCGCUUCCAAUAAUGUCCACAAUGAUGCCCCGCUCGCGGAAAAAAGAAAAAAGAAGAAGAAGAUGAGCCCCAAAUUCAAGGGCAACCGCAAAGAGAAGAACAAAAACAACGUGGAACAAGCCCCGCCGACCCCGGAGAGUCUGCCGCCGUGA
Messenger RNA from Exophiala spinifera, 1818 nucleotides. RefSeq lists its product as uncharacterized. The coding region runs from base 1 to 1818 and encodes 605 amino acids. Lineage: Eukaryota; Fungi; Ascomycota; Eurotiomycetes; Chaetothyriales; Herpotrichiellaceae. The record is from RefSeq and is a predicted model, not a curated record. The transcript has a single exon. Gene Ontology annotation, molecular function: phosphoprotein phosphatase activity.